UCACGAAUGAUGGAAAAAGUACAGAGUCCAGGGGAAGGCUGGCUCCGGACCUUCUGAAUUCCGGGAUUUUUUUUUUAUUUGAUUUAUUUUUUAUUUUUUCAUCACUUUCACUCCGGGUCGCCGUGGCCCGCCGCGUCCUCCCCCCAAGGCUACACCGUGGGACACGCUGUGUCUUUUCUGCUGCUCAAUGGUUUCUGCUGUAAGCCCAAGGGCCGCCUGUCGUUUCCUUGAGGAUGUCGUCCAGCUCGGACCCUGGGGACUCGCAAGACUCCCCGAAGCACGGACGGGUGCCUGUGGUGUCUCAGUUUAAGAUGGUGAAUUACUCCUACGAUGAGGACCUGGAGGAGCUGUGCCCCGUCUGCGGAGACAAAGUGUCCGGCUACCACUACGGGCUGCUCACCUGUGAGAGCUGCAAGGGGUUUUUUAAGCGGACGGUCCAGAACAACAAGAGGUACACGUGUAUAGAGAACCAGAGCUGCCAGAUUGACAAAACCCAGAGGAAGCGCUGUCCCUACUGUCGGUUUCAGAAAUGCCUGAGCGUGGGGAUGAAGCUAGAAGCGGUCAGGGCCGACAGAAUGCGCGGCGGGAGGAAUAAGUUCGGGCCCAUGUACAAGCGGGACCGCGCCCUGAAGCAGCAGAAGAAGGCCCUCAUCCGGGCGAACGGACUGAAGUUGGAGGCCAUGUCCCAGGUGAUCCAGGCGAUGCCCCCCGAGCUGGGCAUCAGCUCCGCCAUCCAGAACAUGCACUCGGCCUCCAAGGGCCUCCCCCUGAGCCACGCCGCCCUGCCGCCCACGGACUACGACCGGAGCCCCUUCGUCACCUCCCCCAUCAGCAUGGCCAUGCCCCCGCCCCACGGCAGCAGCCUGCAAGCCUACCAGCCCUACGGCCCCUUCCCCAGCCGGGCCAUCAAGUCCGAGUACCCCGACCCCUACACCAGCUCGCCCGAGUCCCUCAUGGGCUACCCCUACGUGGACGGCUACCAGACCGGCUCGCCGGCCAGCGUCCCGCACCUGAUCCUGGUGGACGACCAGAUGAAGCUGCUGCAGAACUGCUGGAGCGAGCUGCUCAUCCUGGACCACCUCUUCCGGCAGGUGGUCCACGGCAAGGACGGCUGCAUCGCCCUGGUCACCGGGCAGCAGGUGGAUUACUCCAUCAUCGCGGCGCAGGCCGGGGCCACGCUGGGCAGCCUCAUGAGCCACGCCCAGGACCUCGUGGCCAAGCUACGCUCCCUGCAGUUCGACCAGCGGGAGUUCGUGUGUCUGAAGUUCCUGGUGCUCUUCAGUUUAGAUGUGAAAAGCCUGGAGAACCUGCAGCUGGUGGAGGGGGUGCAGGAGCAGGUGCACGCGGCGCUGCUGGACUACACGGUGUGCCACUACCCGCAGCAGGUGGAGAAGUUCGGCCAGCUGCUGCUGCGGCUGCCGGAGAUCCGGGCGCUCAGCCUGCAGGCCGAGGAGUACCUGUACUACAAGCACCUCAACGGCGACGUGCCCUACAACAACCUGCUCAUCGAGAUGCUGCACGCCAAGCGGGCCUGAGCGCGGCCUGGGGGUGCGGCC
Molecule: messenger RNA, 1556 nt
Organism: Myotis davidii
Lineage: Eukaryota; Metazoa; Chordata; Mammalia; Chiroptera; Vespertilionidae
Gene: NR5A2
Product: nuclear receptor subfamily 5 group A member 2
Exons: 7
Coding region: 234-1535 (433 amino acids)
Biological process (GO): hormone-mediated signaling pathway; regulation of transcription by RNA polymerase II; tissue development
Cellular component (GO): RNA polymerase II transcription regulator complex
Molecular function (GO): nuclear receptor activity; zinc ion binding; RNA polymerase II cis-regulatory region sequence-specific DNA binding
Source: RefSeq, a predicted model, not a curated record